Molecule: messenger RNA, 2605 nt
Organism: Oryzias latipes (Japanese medaka)
Lineage: Eukaryota; Metazoa; Chordata; Actinopteri; Beloniformes; Adrianichthyidae
Gene: mmp19
Product: matrix metallopeptidase 19
Biological process (GO): extracellular matrix organization; proteolysis; collagen catabolic process
Cellular component (GO): extracellular matrix
Molecular function (GO): zinc ion binding; metalloendopeptidase activity
Source: RefSeq, a predicted model, not a curated record
ACUGCAGAGUUCCCAAAAUGAAUCAGUUGGUUUCUGAUCAUUGGGACCAGUUACACAGAAACAGCCCUUCAAAUUAAAAGCACAUUAGAAAAUCAUGACUGUUUCAUGCAAACAUUUACGUAAGUCAAACAUGGACUUUGGAGUUUCACAAGUAGGAAUAUGUUGCUUUAGGCUGUUGUCUUUUGCUGUCACUGUUGAGUAAAGCGGCUGGAGAAAAAAAAAAGUGGUUUGACCUGCAGGUUUGGAACAAAUAAGCACCGUGAUUAUAACCCUUUUCAUUAUGGAUGUCAUGUGUGUCUUUUCAGUCUGAGCCUUUUGUUCAUGUAAUGGGUUUUUCUUGGAGACUCUCAGAACUUCUUUUAACAGAUCAGAGAGAAGAUUCCGCCUCGAUUAAAAGUUAAUCAUUGUUUUGUAAGGAACUCAGGAAUGUGGAGACAGAAGGAGAGGCUCCUCCUCUGGUUUAGACCCAUAAUUAAAAUCUGAUUCCGAAGGAGAUUUAUCUAUAGCAGGUAAUAAGCAAACUGUCCAACAAUUAAAGGUUAGACAUGAUUUGUAUAGUUUUUAUCUAGGAAAUGGGGAUUUUCCUGUGCGUGAAGGCCGGCGGGGCCCACAUCCUCCAUGAACAGCUGCGCAGCAGACGUCUCCCCGACAGGCUGUUGUAAUUCUCAUUCUUCGGAGGUGGAUCAUCGCAGCCGCAGGGCUGACUCAUGCCCGCCUCACUCAAAACUGCUGCGGCGUCCAGAGAAUAAAGACUCCAGUGUUGUCUCCAAUGAAUGCUGCUUCAGACUUCCCAGCCCCAGCUGUGGAUAUUUGGGUGUAGCUGAGCGUUUUGGUGAUGGACUCUUCAGGGCUCCUGGUGCUGCUGCUGCUGCUGCCCUUCAGCCUCAGAGGAGCUCUGUGUGGGGUGGUGCAGUGGAAGGAGUUCGAGGAAGCAAAAGCAUAUUUGAGACAAUAUGGUUAUCUGAACGACCCUGCCAAUCCAGAAGACCCCUUUUACCUGGAGGAAGUCAUUGAAGCUCUCAGAGUCUUCCAGAGGGUGAAUGAUUUGCCACCUAGUGGAGAGUUGGAUGAAGCCACUCUAGCAGUGAUGAGACAGCCCCGCUGUGGCAUGGAGGACCCCUUCAACAAAAAACUCCACAAAUUCAGAAUCAUGGGUCGCUGGAGAAAAAAGAACUUGACCUAUCGGAUCUACAACUACACACCUGACAUGAAACAGUCAGAUGUGAGUGCCGCCAUCCGUUCUGCCUUCAAAUAUUGGAGUGAUGUGACGCCUCUGACUUUUAAAGAGGUUGACUAUGGCAGAGCAGACAUCAAGAUCUCCUUCCAUAAAAAAGAUGGCCAUUGCUCCGUCCCCUUUGAUGGCCGAGGUCACGUGCUGGCUCACGCCGAGUCACCAGAGUCUGGUAUUGUCCAUUUUGACGAGGAUGAGUUCUGGACGGAGCAAUCAUAUUAUGGUACCAAUCUACGCAUUGUAGCUGCCCAUGAAAUUGGCCACGCCCUCGGCCUGGGACACUCUCAGUUCAGAAGUGCCCUGAUGGCUCCGGUAUACGCCGGUUACCGUGCCAACUUUAGGCUGCAUUCAGACGAUGUACAAGGCAUCCAGGCACUGUAUGGCAAACGCCUCAGCAGCACUCUGGCCAGUCCAGCAUCUGCUGGCAGCCUGUUUCCCACAGAAAGCAGCUACGAAACAGGGAGCGUCCCAGAUCCCUGCACGGCCCGGCUCGAUGCUAUCAUCCUAGGUCCCUGGCAGAAAACCUUUGCUUUCAGUGGCGAUUAUGUCUGGACCAUCUCUGACCUGGGCUAUAACACUCCAAUGAAAAUCAGCAGACUGUGGAGUGAACUCCCUGGAAACCUAAAUGCAGCCGUCCACUCUCCAAGAACCAACAAGACAUACUUCUUUAAAGGCAGUAAAGUGUGGAGGUACACGAGGUUCAUGCUUGACUACGGCUACCCUAAAGACGUGACGCAGAUUCCCCCUAACAUCGAUGCAGCCCUCUACCUGAAUUUGAACAAGAAGUUGAUCUUUAUUAAGGGAUCAGAGUACUGGCAGUUUGAUGAGCUGAAGCACAUCAACAUGGGCCUCUACCCCAAAUCGCUCAGCCUGAUCUUCAGAGGAGUGCCGUCCUCUCCUGACGCAGCCUUCACGUGGACCAACGGCAAGAUCUACUUCUUUAAGGACGAUGAGUACUGGAGGGUGAACGAGCUGCUGAAAGUGGACAGAGGAUACCCACUGAGCAAGAAGGAGCGCUGGAUGCGAUGUUAGUGUUCAACCUUCAGGGGGCGGUAGAUGUCCGGAUGCAGAGGACAUUGGAAAACAAACCUCAGCAGCAGUGAUUGUGAACAAUCGCUCUUGGCAGAUAAUUACCUUUUAUGUAUGCAUCUUUUUUGAAAUAUUCAGAGGGCAACAUUUUUGAACAUAUGAGUUGAAUUAUGUGUUGCAAACAUUCGCAAAGUUGUAAUAUGAUGAUGGAAAUGUAAACUUUAUGUUCAGUUUUGUUUGACCUGCUUCCUGAGAUCAAAGCUGCGCAAUAAGAAUGACUCAAAUCUAUGGUAGAUCAUGUUAAAUUAAUUAGAAUAAAAGACUAUUUUGUAGAAACGACACAAA